Molecule: messenger RNA, 402 nt
Organism: Porites lobata
Lineage: Eukaryota; Metazoa; Cnidaria; Anthozoa; Scleractinia; Poritidae
Source: the annotation of a GenBank genome assembly
AUGCAGAAGUCUCUUCUAAAAGACAUGGAUAAGGAUCAAGGAUGCCGUCAUGACCUGUUCAAGAUAACCAACACAGUUCUCAGACGGGAACCAAACUUUUCGCCAUUAUCCUCUUUUCAUGUGAAAACUGCACUACUGUGGUACAACCAAACAACCACUGAGUGGAAGAGAGAGCAACUUGCAGAGAGGUUUACUGGGUUUGUGGGAUUUCUUCGAGAUGCACUUCAGCGCAAAGAUCUCAAGCAUUUCUGGAUCACUGAUCUUGACCUGCUAGCAGAUAUUUCAGCAGUCACUCUAGGAAAUAUGGAGUCCAGAUUGACGAAUAUUCUUAACAGUCAACAGGAAAGAAGUAAAGUGCUGAAGGCUGAGCAACAAAAGGGGAAAAAACAAGGUGCAUUAUGA